AUGGAUGACGACUAUGUGGCGCAAAUCCUGGCCAAAGAGGCCAAGGAGAGUUCUGUGAAAUACUCUUCCCAAGGGCUCAGUGCUUUGAUGUCUCCAUCAAGGCCAGCAAGCAACGCCCCAAAACCCAACACCCGCUUUUUGCGCAACCUUAUCAAAGUGACAGACAGCCAUAAUUCAGCUCUCAAGUUGAAAGAAGAAAAGGAUGCCCGGGAGCGCAUGCGUCAGCUGAAAUCUCAGGCUUCAAGGGCCUCAGCUUCAACAUCGACAGACCGUACAUCGGGAGGAUCCAGCAGACGACAUGAACGAGCACGCUCGAGAGACCGGCGGGAUGAUAAGGAAGAUCGCCAUCGCUCAGACCGAAAACGGCAUCGCAGUCGCUCUUCAUCAAUAGAGCGCGACCGACCAAGACGGCACCGAAGAGACGAGAAUCGUGAGGGUGGCGACAGAAAGAGAGGCAGUGAUAGCCAUCGGCAUGCCAGCCGCAGUCCCGAGCCGUCUCGGAAAGACCGACGCGAAAGAGAUAGAGAACAUACUAGACGACGGCGCCACCGAUCCUACUCGAGGUCGAGGUCCCGCAGCCGCUCCCCACGUCGAGACCGAAACACCGACCGCCGUCGUCAUCGCAGAGAAGACCGCAAAUCCGAUCGCUAUUCUCGCUCGCGCUCGCGCUCACACUCCCCGGAACCCCGAAAAUCUCGGUCCUCAAGGCAUACAGAUCCAUCACCUCGUCGCUCUCGCGAAGCCACCCGACGAGACCGAGCUCCGCCUACGCUCAAAGCCCCGACCGAGGCAGACGAUGACUCCGACCCUCUCGAAGAUCUCGUCGGACCGCUCCCUCCCCGCAAAAACGAGGCACCCAUCAUCUCCCGCGGUCGGGGCGCCUACAAACCUAACAUGAGCAACAUAGACGCCCACUUUGCCCCUGGGUAUGAUCCGACCACCGAUGUGCAUUUAGAAGACAACAUGGCUUCGACGGGCGAGCCCUCCCGCCGACCUGUUGCAGGGCUCAUGACGAAAGACGAUGACUGGGACAUGGCGCUCGAGGCACUCCGCGACCGCCAGCGCUGGAAACAAAAGGGGGAGGAGAGGCUACGCGCCGCUGGGAUCAACGAGGCCACGAUUGAUCAGUGGAAGAACAACACUGCCUUCACAGGGUCGGGGGGAGAAGGCAACCCGGAAGAUGUCCAAUGGUCCAAGAAGGGCGAGGGACGCGAGUGGGAUCGGGGCAAGUUCGUGGACGAUGAUGGGCAUAUUGAUAUCCGGGCUGCGUGGUAG
Molecule: messenger RNA, 1275 nt
Organism: Penicillium olsonii
Lineage: Eukaryota; Fungi; Ascomycota; Eurotiomycetes; Eurotiales; Aspergillaceae
Source: the annotation of a GenBank genome assembly